This is a messenger RNA of Fukomys damarensis (Damara mole-rat), 2447 nucleotides long. RefSeq names its product integrator complex subunit 14 (gene Ints14). Bases 342 to 1898 code for a protein of 518 amino acids. NCBI's taxonomy places the organism in Eukaryota, Metazoa, Chordata, Mammalia, Rodentia, Bathyergidae. The transcript has 12 exons. The record is from RefSeq and is a predicted model, not a curated record. Gene Ontology annotation, cellular component: integrator complex. Gene Ontology annotation, biological process: snRNA 3'-end processing.
GGGGAGGCCAGGGCGCCGGGGUUGCAUUACUGUUUUUGUCGGGGCCCCGCGUGGAAAGGUUAGGGGUGAAGAACAACGCAGGACCUGCCUUCUUGCCGCCUCGGCAGACGCCCCGCGCUGUCGCCGAGCCGCUGGUUCCGGGCCCUGCUCCCGGCCUCCCCUCGCCCUGCGGCCCGGAGUCUCCAGCUCCCUGUACACUGCACGAUUUGGCCCCUGCCCUGGCGCCCUCCUUCCCAGCAGAGACUUCCAGAUCUCAAAUGCUUUUGACUGAUUUUAAAGCAUUGUUCUACUCGUAGCUGUCUCUUUGCAACCUGACUGGAGGCACCAGGGUGGUCUUCACCAUGCCAACGGUGGUGGUGAUGGAUGUGUCCCUUUCCAUGACCCGCCCCGUGUCCAUCGAGGGGUCGGAGGAGUACCAGCGCAAGCACCUAGCCGCCCACGGUCUGACGAUGCUGUUUGAGCACAUGGCCACGAAUUACAAGCUUGAAUUUACAGCCCUGGUGGUUUUUUCAUCACUCUGGGAAUUGAUGGUUCCCUUCACAAGAGAUUAUAACACCCUGCAGGAAGCACUAAGUAAUAUGGACGAUUACGACAAAACCUGCCUGGAGUCUGCAUUAGUUGGUGUUUGCAAUAUCGUUCAGCAAGAGUGGGGUGGUGCAAUUCCUUGCCAGGUGGUUCUGGUGACCGAUGGCUGUCUUGGCAUUGGGAGAGGGUCGCUUCGACAUUCCCUAGCUACUCAAAACCAAAGAAGUGAGAGCAACAGGUUUCCACUACCUUUUCCUUUCCCGUCUAAGUUGUACAUCAUGUGCAUGGCAAAUCUGGAGGAGCUUCAAAGCACGGACUCCUUGGAAUGCCUUGAACGUCUCAUAGACUUAAACAAUGGUGAAGGGCAAAUUUUUACUAUUGAUGGUCCUCUGUGCUUGAAAAAUGUACAGUCUAUGUUUGGAAAGCUGAUAGACCUGGCAUAUACACCUUUCCAUGCUGUUCUAAAGUGUGGCCACCUAACUGCUGACGUACAAGUCUUCCCCAGGCCAGAACCUUUUGUCGUGGAUGAAGAAAUUGAUCCUAUCCCUAAAGUCAUUAACACAGAUUUAGAAAUAGUGGGAUUUAUUGAUAUAGCUGAUAUUUCAAGUCCUCCAGUUCUGUCCAGGCAUCUGGUCUUACCUAUAGCACUUAACAAAGAAGGUGAUGAGGUGGGUACAGGCAUCACUGAUGACAAUGAAGAUGAAAAUUCAGCCAAUCAGAUUGCAGGGAAAAUACCCAACUUCUGUGUCCUCCUCCAUGGCAGCCUAAAAGUGGAAGGAAUGGUGGCUAUUGUCCAGCUAGGUUCUGAAUGGCAUGGAAUGCUCUACUCUCAAGCUGACAGCAAGAAGAAGUCAAACCUCAUGAUGUCGCUUUUUGAGCCUGGCCCAGAACCUCUCCCCUGGCUUGGGAAAAUGGCCCAGUUGGGUCCUAUUUCAGAUGCUAAAGAAAACCCUUAUGGUGAGGAUGACAAUAAGAGCCCAUUCCCCCUGCAGCCCAAAAACAAACGCAGUUACGCCCAGAAUGUGACUGUCUGGAUCAAACCCAGCGGCCUGCAGACAGAUGUACAGAAGAUUUUGAGAAACGCAAGGAAACUACCAGAAAAAACACAGACAUUCUAUAAGGAGCUAAACCGUCUGCGAAAGGCUGCACUGGCCUUUGGUUUUCUGGACCUGCUCAAAGGCGUGGCUGACAUGCUGGAGCGAGAGUGCACACUGCUGCCAGACACAGCGCACCCCGAUGCCGCCUUCCAGCUGACCCACGCCGCCCAGCAACUCAAGCUGGCCAGCACCAGCACCUCCGAAUACGCCGCAUACGACCAUAACAUCACCCCUUUGCACACAGACUUCUCUGGGAGCAGCACAGAGAGAAUGUGAACUGACAGGGAGUUUUUUAAUUUCGACUGAAAAGGACUUCAAGUAUAUUGACCUCCGACACAGCCACCAAGGGACCUUCCCAAGGUUGCCUCUGAAAUGCCACUCAACGGCUGGAAUGGCUGCUCCAGGGACGAAGGGGGCUGGCUGGUUGGCUUGAACCCCAGCUUGCUGUCUUGGUGUCUCUAAGCUGUUGAUUCCGUGAGGAACGCACCUCAGGAAGCUCAGGUGGCUGAGCAGAGCUCCCACCUUCCUCCUCAGGAAAAUGGGCACAGACUCCUGAUUCCUGACAGUAUCCUCUGUCCAGGUUGUGUCUCAGUUGUAACAUUUUCAAGCUGCUUUGAAGGGGCAGCCCGGGCUGCUUGGGACUUGCUAGGGACAAACCAAGUAUCACUGAGUUCCAGAAUUUUGCUUAGAACUUGGUAAAAUAUGACAGUAAUCUUUGGGUGCUUUGGGUGUAUCUUGAGAUACAAACUUUUAAACAGCAACCACAUACAUGUAAAAUGAUUCGUUUUUUUUUAAUGAAAAUAAAAUAGUUGAUUUUCUACAACA